AUGUUCAUGUGGAUAAGACCUUCAAUGAUAACGAUCAACCUAAGCCUUCCAUUUCGAGUGGAAGUGUUGGGUGAAGAGAUUCGAAGGUCAGUUCCACCAGAAGACGACGGCGGAUUCCGAUUGCUUCGGAAACAGCGCAUGAAUCUUCCAGUAAAGCCAAUCGACAGCUGGUCAAGAGGAAUCCGCCGUCGUCUUCUGGUGGAAUCGAACUUCGAAUCUCUUCACCCACAUGAAUCUUCCAGUAAAGCCAAUCGACAGCUGGUCAAGAGGAAUCCGCCGUCGUCUUCUGGUGGAACCGCCUUGCUCUGA
Protopolystoma xenopodis is the source of this 309-nucleotide messenger RNA. Lineage: Eukaryota; Metazoa; Platyhelminthes; Monogenea; Polystomatidea; Polystomatidae. The record is from the annotation of a GenBank genome assembly.